GCCAAGGCUGGAGCUAGCCGGACGGGUCGCUCCUGCUCUCCGGGGAGAGGAUCUGCCGGGUCCCGAAGAAGGGGCGAGUCCCGCGCGCUCCGGAGAGACGGUCGGGAACCCACCAGCCCACCGAGGGCUGGGAACCCGGCUCCCCUCCUUUCCACCUCUGGAGAAAGGGCGGGAGGGAAGGAGGGGAGGGGAAGGUCCCUCGGAGGAGACCGAAUGGCCGGACGCAAGGGGCUCAGGCGCUGCUUCUCCCGGGAGCUACCUCCAUGCCUGUGGCUGCGGCGAGGGCUGCUCUGAGCCCCGGCUCCCCGCUUCCCGGUGCCAGCUAGCACGGUCCCCGCGGGGCCCCGGCAGCAGCGCCGACAUGUCGUCCGGCACAAUGAAGUUCAAUGGCUAUCUGAGGGUCCGCAUCGGAGAGGCUGUGGGGCUGCAGCCCACCCGCUGGUCUCUGCGGCACUCGCUCUUCAAAAAGGGCCACCAGCUGCUGGACCCCUACCUGACGGUGAGCGUGGACCAGGUGCGCGUGGGCCAGACCAGCACCAAGCAGAAGACCAACAAACCCACCUACAACGAGGAGUUCUGCGCCAAUGUCACCGACGGCGGUCACCUGGAGCUAGCCGUCUUCCACGAAACACCCCUGGGAUACGACCACUUUGUGGCCAACUGCACGCUGCAGUUCCAGGAGCUGUUGCGCACGGCGGGCGCCUCGGACACCUUCGAGGGCUGGGUGGACCUGGAGCCUGAAGGGAAAGUGUUUGUGGUAAUAACCCUCACAGGGAGUUUCACUGAAGCCACCCUCCAGAGAGACCGCAUCUUCAAGCAUUUCACCAGGAAGCGCCAACGGGCUAUGCGAAGGCGCGUCCAUCAGGUCAAUGGACACAAGUUUAUGGCCACAUACCUGAGGCAGCCCACCUACUGUUCUCACUGCCGGGAGUUCAUCUGGGGAGUGUUUGGGAAACAGGGCUAUCAAUGCCAAGUGUGCACCUGCGUCGUCCAUAAACGCUGCCAUCAUCUCAUUGUCACAGCCUGCACUUGCCAAAACAAUAUUAACAAAGUGGAUGCCAAGAUUGCAGAGCAGCGCUUCGGAAUCAAUAUCCCACACAAGUUCAACAUUCACAACUACAAGGUGCCCACAUUCUGCGAUCACUGCGGCUCCUUGCUCUGGGGGAUAAUGCGACAAGGACUUCAGUGUAAAAUAUGUAAAAUGAAUGUACAUAUUCGAUGUCAGGCCAACGUGGCCCCAAACUGUGGGGUGAAUGCGGUGGAGCUUGCCAAGACCCUGGCAGGAAUGGGUCUCCAACCUGGAAAUAUUUCUCCAACCUCGAAACUCAUUUCCAGAUCAACGUUAAGGCGGCAGGGAAAGGAGGGUUCCAAAGAAGGAAAUGGGAUCGGUGUCAAUUCUUCUAGCAGAUUCGGCAUUGACAACUUCGAAUUCAUCCGGGUGCUGGGGAAGGGGAGUUUUGGGAAGGUGAUGCUAGCCAGGAUAAAGGAAACAGGAGACCUGUACGCCGUGAAGGUGCUGAAGAAGGAUGUGAUCCUGCAGGAUGACGAUGUGGAAUGCACCAUGACGGAGAAGAGGAUCCUGUCCUUGGCCCGCAACCACCCCUUCCUCACACAGCUAUUCUGCUGCUUUCAGACUCCUGACCGUCUGUUCUUUGUCAUGGAGUUUGUGAACGGAGGUGACCUGAUGUUCCACAUUCAAAAGUCCCGUCGUUUUGACGAAGCCCGAGCUCGUUUCUACGCCGCGGAGAUCAUUUCUGCACUCAUGUUCCUACACGAGAAAGGCAUCAUCUACCGGGACUUGAAACUGGACAAUGUGCUAUUGGACCACGAAGGUCACUGUAAGCUGGCUGACUUUGGGAUGUGCAAGGAGGGGAUUUGCAAUGGAGUCACCACAGCCACCUUCUGUGGCACACCCGACUAUAUUGCUCCAGAGAUCCUGCAGGAGAUGCUCUAUGGACCUGCAGUGGACUGGUGGGCCAUGGGUGUGCUGCUCUAUGAGAUGCUGUGCGGACACGCACCCUUUGAGGCGGAGAACGAAGAUGACCUCUUCGAGGCUAUCCUAAAUGAUGAAGUUGUCUACCCGACCUGGCUCCACGAAGAUGCCACAGGGAUCCUCAAAUCUUUCAUGACCAAGAACCCUACCAUGCGCUUGGGCAGCCUGGCUCAGGGAGGUGAACACGAGAUCUUGAGACAUCCUUUCUUCAAGGAAAUCGACUGGGCCCAAUUGAACCAUCGCCAACUGGAACCACCUUUCCGACCCAGAAUCAAAUCCCGAGAAGAUGUCAGCAAUUUUGACCCAGACUUCAUAAAAGAAGAGCCAGUUUUGACUCCGGUUGAUGAGGGACAUCUUCCUAUGAUUAACCAGGAUGAGUUCAGGAACUUUUCCUUUGUGUCUCCGGAACUGCAGCCGUAGCCUCUGGGGAGUGACAGUCACGGGGGAAUGUGGAUUUUUUUCCAGGAAUUUCUUUUGUGGGAAUUCCUCAGUAUCCGCCUUAGAAAUAGCACCAUCACCUUCAAGGAGCAAAUGUUCACAACUCCUCAAAGGGUGGAGCUUCAAGAGAGCCACUCUCUCAAGUCCCAAGGAGCCAUGGUACAUUUCUGUAAUUGAGACUGAGAUGUUACAGAGAUGUCACGGCUAUGUCAGGCUUGGGGUAAAUGACAGAAACCAAAAGGAGAGACGGUAGGAGGAAUAUAGUGGCUUCCGGAAAUUAUGAGCCUAACAGGCUAAGAGCCUAAGAGACCAGUCUAGAGUUUCUGUGAACCACCUUUCAUUCUUCUUUAAUCCAAUAUUGUGGUCUGCAAAAGACUACGUGCUAAUGAAGAACUGAGGGCUCUCUUUAGGGAAAUGAAUGACAUUCCAAGUAGACUGGCUUACUCUGAAGAAACAGAAGAUGGGUGUCCCUCAGGCUCCCAACCUAAAACCCAGUAUUGAGAAGGAGGUUGGACAUCAUGACAACUGUCCGUCUCUUCCUUUCAGUAACUAGCUAUUUAUUGAGUGUCACACAAGAAGGUGCCGUGAUCGCCCUUAGUGAGCAUGGCCGAGCCACCUCCAUGUUGCUCUCCUUCAUCCUGGGGUCCACCGAGUCGCGUGUGCACUCUGUGAAAGGCCUCUUCACAUGGCAUAGGCCUGGCGUCUUUGUCUGCACACGCUCUCUUGUUUAUAGAAAGGCCGCUGCCACAGAACCGUGGCCAGCAGACAGUGGGCUGUGGCGUGCCAGGAUCUGAUGGCACCCACCUCGUCCCAGGCUGACUUACCGUUCACGUCCGUGAGAACACACGUGUGGCUGAUCCGUUUGCAGUCUAUUUAAGUUAUGUUUUCAGAGACAAGGUUGUUUGAUACACACAUUAUCAGUUAAAAAUGGAUCUUGGAAACAAUGCCGGUGGCAAAGGCAUUUCAUGUGUAACCAUAUAUACAGUUGAAAGGUUUGAAUGGCUGGAAAUAAAGGCAUUUUGUAG
Molecule: messenger RNA, 3456 nt
Organism: Microtus ochrogaster (prairie vole)
Lineage: Eukaryota; Metazoa; Chordata; Mammalia; Rodentia; Cricetidae
Gene: Prkch
Product: protein kinase C eta
Biological process (GO): protein phosphorylation
Molecular function (GO): ATP binding; diacylglycerol-dependent serine/threonine kinase activity
Source: RefSeq, a predicted model, not a curated record